Messenger RNA from Mustela erminea (ermine), 1592 nucleotides. It is a transcript of the gene FBXL22, whose product is annotated as F-box and leucine rich repeat protein 22. The coding region runs from base 181 to 852 and encodes 223 amino acids. Gene Ontology annotation, biological process: SCF-dependent proteasomal ubiquitin-dependent protein catabolic process. The record is from RefSeq and is a predicted model, not a curated record. Gene Ontology annotation, cellular component: SCF ubiquitin ligase complex. Lineage: Eukaryota; Metazoa; Chordata; Mammalia; Carnivora; Mustelidae. Gene Ontology annotation, molecular function: protein binding. The transcript has 2 exons.
AUGUCUGGAUCCUGCCCCCACCUCCCGCCCCACUCUCAGAGCUUCAGCACCAGUUGUUAGCCAAAAAUAAACACCAUUCCUCAACCAUAUAUGUCCACCAGCCCGGAGCCCGGGAGGAGGAGGAGGUAGGUAGGUCAGGUCCCCGGGCUCCCGCCACACUCAGCGUGUCCCCUGCCCACCAUGCACAUCACCCAGCUCAACCGGGAGUGCCUGCUGCACCUCUUCUCCUUCCUGGACAAGGACAGCAGGAAGAGCCUGGCCAGGACCUGCCCCCAGCUCCAGGACGUGUUUGAGGACCCUGCACUCUGGCCUCUGCUGCACUUUCGUUCCCUCAUGGAACUCAAGAAGGACAACUUCCUCCUGAGCCCAGCCCUCAGGAGCCUGUCCAUCUGCUGGUACUCGAGCCGCGUGCAAGUGUGCAGCAUUGAGGAUUGGCUCAAGAGCGCCUUCCAGAGGAGCAUCUGCAGCCGCCACGAGAGCCUGGUCAAUGAUUUCCUCUUCCAGGUGUGCGACAGGUGCCCCAACCUGGCGUCCGUCACGCUUUCAGGCUGCGGCCACGUCACCGACGACUGCCUGGCGCGCCUCCUGCGCUGCUGCCCGCGCCUGCGCGCGCUGCGCCUGGAGAACUGCGCGCGCGUCACCAACCUAACGCUGGCGGCCGUGGCGACGCACGGGCGCGCGCUGCAAACGCUGCACGUGGACUUCUGCCGCAACGUGAGCGCGGCCGGCCUGCACCGCUUGCGCGCCGCGUGCCCGCGCCUGGCGCUGCGUGCCGAACACAGCGCAGCCAUGAUCCCCGACCAGCGCCCCAGCGCGUCGGGCAUGGCUCUUCGCAAGCUGCUGCCGCGCUAGGCUGACCAUGUCGGGACAGGACACCUGGGCAAGGGCCCCGAGCAGAAAGAGCGACCUGGUUUCCAACCCCUAGCCCCAGCACUUCUCAGACUGUCGCCACAUCGCUGAACCUCAGUUUCCCUGUCUGCAAAAUGGGGACGUUGAUGCCUACCUCACAUUACGGUUUUACGCACAGGAGUGCGAGAUUAACCGGAUGCUGGGAAAACACUCGGGUAGCCCUCACUAAACACCAGCAUCUGUCCCGACGCCCUUCCGCCCCGGGCCUCUCGCCACUCGAAGUCCACAGCAGGCGAGGGGCUCACAGCGUCCCCCGCGACUGUGACCGCUGUCUGUGGCCGAACUAACCGCCAUGCGUAGGCGUGGCCACCCGGUAGGGCGCGGGCGCAGGCGCCGUGGGGGCAGAAGGGGGGCGGAGGAGGCGACUCCGGCUGCCGGUCGCGUGCCGCACGCUCAGCCUGCGGCUGCCGGUGUUCCCCCGCUGUACCGGUGGGCGGGAGGAGGGGGAAAGCCGGGGUUCACGGCCGGAGAGCCGCCGAGCCCGCCACCGCAGCCUUGCCAUCCGCGCCUUGGCUUGGCGCCCGAGCCAGCCCGUACACGAUUCUAGGAAAUUCAAUGUUGGAUGUGAUUCUUAACAUAAACCACAUAGUUCUAAUUUUCUACCGUUCUCGUAUCACAAAGGCAGAAGAAAUCAAUUGAAAAACCCGAAGUAAAGAUUAGAAAACAAAAGCAGCAGCCUGGUU